AUGGUGGGGCCUUCGGGAACUAAGAAGGCGGUGGUGACCCGCAUGCCGAGGGCUCCGGUUGUACCUCCUGAUGCUAGGCCGUCGGGAAUUCAAAAUAAGACAGACCAUCCAAACCAUGUCACCAAAAGACUCCUACAACUCAGUAGUGGAAACAAAUCAAGAGCCAAACAUAACAUCAUCAACACUUUCCAGCAGCCAGAGUACACAGCUCGAGACAUCGAGAUCCGGGAUGGAGUAUGGAAAGUCAUGGGCUUGAUGGAACGAUUUACGAAAGCUCAUAUCCGGUUCGAGCUUAAUAAUAUCGUUGCUUUGAAGAAGGUUUUCAAUACGCUGAAACCAGAGACGGGUAAGAUCAUUGGUUGUGUUGCGUCUGGAGGCCCUGGCGGCGAGGAUGGUUGGUAUGACUUGUUUACGAACGAGCCAAAGCGGUGUGCGCUUGUCGUUACUAUCAUAGGAAAUGUGCUCAUGGAGCAAGUAUUUCAACAUGCCUUCUUUGGCGGGAAAGAGGCUCAGAAGGAGUUACUUGCUAUUCAGAAGCAGUAUCAGAGGGAAGACGGGUUUGUCCGCAACAUCAAAUACGCGCAACACAUCCGCGCCAGUCUCGGUGAGGAAACGCAUCGCGGGCAGUUCAGCGGAAAAAUAGAUCUCACACCGCUUCCCCUCAGCUUCCACAUACACGUUAAAGAAGUUAUUUUAGCAAUUUACAAGCACCUGCUUCCCAUCCUCUCCCUCAACCCUUCCUUCACCUCCAAUCCUGCGCCCACAGCUCGCAAACCCGUUCUCGGAACCCUGUACACCCUUGUCGGCUGCGCAGAUGCCAUUUCCACCUUCAUGCGCUUAGAUCCCCACACCGUAUACUACUUCACUCCCAUCCUCAAGGAAAAAAAAAUGCAAACCACCCAUCCGCGCCGUCGAACAUCCUGGCCUGAAGAAUUCCUUGAAACCAACAUUGCGCGAGCGAAACACGAUGAACGUGUCGUAGAAAUCACACUAAUUGGUGGCGUUACGGCGUAUCGCCAAGGGGGAUGGGAGACGCAGGAUAGCGGAGUUGAAGAGGGGACAGUCAAGUAUGUAGAUGAAAACGGGAAAGAGAAGGGGAUUCGCAGUAGGGUUUUGACGCAGAGUUGGGUGCAUUCCUGCCUAAAAUUAGAAGCUACAGUGAACAAGUUGAAACACGAAACGGGAGAAGGCGCCCUCGACCUCACUGACGUGAGCGAGGCGUCUUCACACCUUCUGCCCGACUCCUGUCCACCUGGGCACUAG
Molecule: messenger RNA, 1263 nt
Organism: Lindgomyces ingoldianus
Lineage: Eukaryota; Fungi; Ascomycota; Dothideomycetes; Pleosporales; Lindgomycetaceae
Exons: 6
Coding region: 1-1263 (420 amino acids)
Source: RefSeq, a predicted model, not a curated record